UGGUUAAGCAACCUUAAAAAAUCUCGCUGUUAAGUUGAGGGACCUCCGGUGAACUUAUUCCUUAGCGCCGAAUAUGUCGGGCCGGAUAGCCCAGGAGUCUCGUCCUCUUCCCCUACCCCCAUCGACGCAGGCGGCGCUGUACAGCGGUUAGGAGUUCGACAGAGUGGGGAGAAAGCCGGCGAGGGAAGCCGAAGCAUCGCCGCCUUCCGCCAGCGCCCCACCGGCGGCCGGCAUGGACGAGGAGACGCAGAAGAAGGUGGAGUCCACGGUUCUGGAGAUCCUCCGGGGCUCCGACAUGGAGUCCCUCACGGAGUUCAAGGUCCGCACCGCCGCCGCCGACCGCCUCGGCAUCGACCUCUCCAUCCCCGACCGCAAGCGCUUCGUCCGCCGCGUCGUCGAGGGGUACCUCGAAUCCCUCUCCCAGGAGGAUGAGCAGGAGCAGCAGCAGGAGCAGGCCGGCGGCGCCGGCGAGGAGGGGAAGGACGAACAGGCCGAGGAGGAAGAGGAAGAGGAGGAGGAGGAGGAGGAGGAGCGGGGAGGUGGAACGAAGAGGGAGUACGAUGACGAGGGAGACCUCAUCCUCUGCCGCCUUUCGGCCAGGAGGAGGGUGACUCUUCAGGAGUUCAAGGGCAAGACGCUUCUGUCCAUCCGAGAGUACUACUUCAAGGACGGCAAGGAGCUGCCCGCCAAAGGGAUAAGUUUGACAGUUGAGCAGUGGGAAGCAUUUCGUGAUUCUGUGCCAGCAAUAGAGGAUGCCAUUAAAAAGCUUGGAGAAUCAUCGGACUGAAAGCAUGUUUCAGAAGCCCCUUUUGCCUGUAUCAAAUCAAGAAGGCCUUUGUUCUGGCCCUUUACUUAGGGCCAGUACAGGCUGUAAGUCCGCUAUGGAGGGUCUGGAGGUACUAGGGUUCCUAUAAACUUUUGUAAAACUUAUCCCUUAGUCAAGCUGCAUGAUGCUGUGUAGGGUAGACGGUUGGAGACUUGGAGAAGUAAUUUCUUCAUAUGCUCGUCUUAAUAUUGGAGUUAGUGAUGUACACUGACAUGCAUCUGGCUACUUUAGAAAAAUCAGACAUGGGUUCCAGCAACAAGCCUCUUUUGUUUGGAUCAUGAGGCACUGUCAUCGGACUAACUCAUCUUUAUGAAGAAUUAGUUCUCCGCCGCUAGAUGUUAGUGUUUUUCGUUCAUGCCCUUACACUUGACAAUUGCGUCUUUUUGUCUGGAAGUUGCAAUACUGAUAUGUUUUGGGCAGGUGAUCUGAGCCCUUU
Oryza sativa Japonica Group (Japanese rice) is the source of this 1262-nucleotide messenger RNA. RefSeq names its product RNA polymerase II transcriptional coactivator KELP. Gene Ontology annotation, cellular component: nucleus; transcription regulator complex. Gene Ontology annotation, molecular function: DNA binding; transcription coactivator activity. Gene Ontology annotation, biological process: positive regulation of transcription initiation by RNA polymerase II. The record is from RefSeq and is a predicted model, not a curated record. Lineage: Eukaryota; Viridiplantae; Streptophyta; Magnoliopsida; Poales; Poaceae.